This is a messenger RNA of Penicillium alfredii, 1122 nucleotides long. Its product is annotated as 2,3-butanediol dehydrogenase. Lineage: Eukaryota; Fungi; Ascomycota; Eurotiomycetes; Eurotiales; Aspergillaceae. Gene Ontology annotation, cellular component: cytoplasm. Gene Ontology annotation, molecular function: zinc ion binding; (R,R)-butanediol dehydrogenase activity. The record is from RefSeq and is a predicted model, not a curated record. Gene Ontology annotation, biological process: butanediol biosynthetic process. The transcript has 5 exons. The coding region runs from base 1 to 1122 and encodes 373 amino acids.
AUGCGCGCUGUUCGAUUCCAUGGACGGGAGGAUCUCCGUCUAGAUGAGAUCGAAGAACCAGAAUGCGAGAGUGGUCAAGUCAAAGUAUAUACGACCGGCCUUUGUCGGGAUAUGCGGCAGUGGUAUGAGCCCAAGAUCCCGAGACUUCCUCUUCAUUCCUCUCAUGUACUGGCAGAUCUCCACGAGUAUCUCGCCGGCCCGAUGGUCGUGCCCGUCAGCCCGCACCCGAUCACCGGAGAGAAGCUCCCAACCACUCUAGGCCAUGAAUUCAGCGGAACCAUCGAAGAGAUCGGCAGGGACGUAACCGAUCUGAAAGUCGGCGAUCGGGUCGCCGUCAAGCCGAAUCUGUACGACGGCAUCUGUCCAAGUUGCUCGAUGGGACGGGUGAACUGCUGUGAUAGUCUGGGGUUUAUCGGGUACAGCAGUCAGACCGGCGGACUAUCCGACCAUAUGGUUAUGGACCAGAAACACGCGAUUCCACUGCCGGACUCGAUUCCCCUAGACAUCGGCGCACUGGUGGAACCUCUUAGCGUCGCAUGGCACGCCGUCAGCCGCAGUUCGCUUCAAAACAACGACACUGCUUUAGUCGUCGGAGCCGGCCCUAUCGGUCUCGCCAUCGUCUUAGUGCUGAAAUCCCGAGGAGUCAGGAACAUCAUUGUGGUGGAGGUUUCCGAGAAACGAAGACUCUUUGCCCGCACCUUCGGAGCCACCGAGAUCCUGAACCCCAGUGAAGUAGACGUCGUGGCACAAUUACAUGCCUUGACCAGGGAUGCACGCGGUGUAUCUAUGGCAUUUGAAUGCUCCGGGGUGCAGGCAGGGCUGGAUACUGCGAUAUCGGGCACCCGCGUGCGCGGGACAACGGUCAUCGUGUCGAUUUGGGACAAGAAACCGGCUAUCGAUGCCUUGGCUCUGGUGCUGUAUGAGAAGCAUGUCACUGGGGCUGUGGUUUAUGAUGAUGGGGACUUUGAGGCGGUGAUUGAGGCUAUUGCUUCGGGAAAAAUCCAGCCGCGACCUAUGAUUACCAGCAAAAUUGCAAUGGAAGACGUGGUGGAGAAGGGGUUCCGGGCCCUGAUCCAUGAAAAAGAUCAGCAUGUCAAGAUCUUGGUUGAUGUUUCUGCAUGA